Molecule: messenger RNA, 1849 nt
Organism: Dermacentor albipictus
Lineage: Eukaryota; Metazoa; Arthropoda; Arachnida; Ixodida; Ixodidae
Source: RefSeq, a predicted model, not a curated record
UGCACGGGCAACGGCCACGAGCGCUGGUACCGAAGCCCUGGACCCUCACGUCCGCCGAGCAAGGUACAAUGCUGCGUGCAGGCUGACGUUCCAGGGAUUUCGUCUUUCACAGCGUCCAACCUGGCACCGCUCGAGCACCGCGGUGGAUGAUGCUGAUGAACUUGAGGCGACAGUGAUGUUCCAAAGAAAGCGUCUGCGAUGUCGGACCAUGGAACAGCCGCAAGUGCAAGUACGCCGCGUGCUUCGUCGGCAGCUGCCCCAGCCAGUGCCUGUCGGUCAACCAACUCUCUUCGAACCUGCGCUACCACUGGAGCAUACUGAGCCAUCGCCGGGUGAACCACGACAUGUCGGCAUGAGCAGCCCGGACAACGGCUACUUCUUCCUCGCGGAGCGUCCUAUAUGGAACGAAUUUCCGUCGUUCAUCAACAUCGAGCUACGCGAAGUCCGUCCUGGAGAGCUGGCAAUGGCGUGUCUGCGCAGUCGCCUGGUUUCCGACGUGUCCAACAUGCAACACCGGUACUUGUUCGGGCUGGUCCACUGGUUGCUCAUGAAGCACUGCUGCAUCAAGUUCGUGGAACCGAGCGAGUCGCACGUCACCCACAAUCACUUCCUCUUGCUGCGCGACUUCUGGCUGAGCCGCAACCUGGGCAACGUCAAGCUCAGCAGCUACCGCUCGGACGACUACCUCCCCAGGGGCCUCUUCGACGGGCUCCGCUCCGCGGUCACCACGCUCGACACGCUGGAGCUCAUGAGCAUGCGCUUCUUCGGCUUGCAAAUGCUGUGCGAGAUGCUCGGCAGGCGCAGAAGCAGCGACCUUCUGCGCGAGUACGCCGCAUACCUGCUCGGCAGAUGGCCCAUCCUAUGCCUGCCGGUCAACCAGCUCUUUUGGAACCUGCGCUACCUGCGAAGCAUCCUGAGCCAUCGCCGGGUGAACCACGACGACUGCCGCACGGCCAGCGAGGCCAACGUCUGCUUCCUUCUCGUGGAGCUCUCCCUGUGGAAUGAACUCCUGAGGGUCAACUUUGAGCUACGCGCAGUCAGUGCAGCACGGCUGGUCUUAACCUGUCCGAACGGACGCGUGGUUUCCACGUUUUCCAACAGGCAGCGCAGGAACUCGUUCGUGGGAGUGCACAUGGUGCUCACGGAGCAGUGCACCAACAACUUCUUGGAGUUAUGCGAGCCACGCAUCUCGCAAAACCACUUUCUGUUCCGGGACGGCCUCCACAUAAGCCGCUACAUGUGGUACAUCAACUUGCCCGGGUACCUCGCCGAAACGCUCUACCAAUCGGUGACGACUCAUGACAGGCUGGAUGGGAUGCACAUGGCUUCUCGAAUCUCGGCGUGCAGACACUGUACGAGCUAUAGCUCUGCAUGCGCCCUUCUUUCUCGAGAACUGGAUCCACGGGCCCGAGACAGAGACACGGUGGGGCGCUGAUACACUGCGCUUCGCGGGCAGCGCCUGAUCCAUGUUCAUGACCCGUUCGCUACAGUUGACUUUUGUUACGUUAACGCCUACUUGAUGUUUCGCAGCAUACUUUGUGAUCGAGGAAUUCGUAGUGAGCCACUGGACAUCGGGCUCACGCGGGCCGCACCACGAUUUUCAGGCAGCUAUGCGCCUCGUCGCCGACCAGUGCACGCUGCUUAAGCUGUUCGAGAUUUACAACUUCGAACUGAACUAAGCGGUUCGGUUUUGGUAUCUUGGUUUGGAGGAUGCAAAAUUGAAAUGUUUGCCCUUCAACUAAAACUUUUCUUUGGCUGAUAACUCGUGUUCUUCUGAGAAAUAAUUCAUUGUGGAAGUAAAUAAAGAGUAAUCUUAGUAUAGGAGAAUAUAACGCUUGCUUUUGGUGUC